GCUAUUAACAACAGAACCAUCGCACGAGCUAGUGUAUUAUGACAUUGUUGCUGACAUAAUUUAGGCUUAGUGGUCGGUGGAAAGAAGUGCAUCCCUUGAUCCGGGUGAUUAGACACAGAUAUUAUUUUUAGUCGUGUGUAAUCGCAGCGAAACGGAAAGAGCAAGAGUGCUAUCGCCCUACACACUGACAGAAUUUUUGGCGAGCUAAAUUGAGCUCAACCCGAUCCGCCAUGACAUCGACUAUGGUGCUGGCUUGUCGUUGUGCGAUAUAAACACGCCGUUUUUUGUGUCUGUUUACUUGAAUUUCGUAAAUACCACUUACAUUUGGAUUUGUAUAUUCUAUGGAGGUAGCGGUGCUGUGUGCGUGCAAAUAUAACGUCGGCAAGCGAUAGAUUUUCUUGGAUAAUUUGCAUCACCAUUUGUGCUGAAGAUCGGCCAUUCCGGUAGCGACAGAAUUUCUCAUUUGACAUAAUUGAGCUUUUAACCAGGUCUUACGUGCCGGCACCCUGUUGAGGAGUGAGUUCAACUACUGUGGGAGCAGGAAGAUUUUAUAAUAUCUUUAGAUGGCAUCAAACGCAGGACAGAAUGGGCCCAUGGAGUCCUCGACAGACGACCCUCAGAAAAAACAAGGAACACGAGUAUUCAAGAAAAGCAGCCCCAAUGGAAAGAUAACAACCUACUUGGGAAAGAGAGACUUCAUUGACCAUCUUACUCAUAUUGAUCCAAUAGAUGGCGUUGUGCUGGUCGACCCGGAGUACCUGAAGGACAGGAAGGUGUUCGCUCAUGUUCUGGCAGCGUUCCGCUAUGGCCGCGAGGACCUGGACGUUCUGGGGCUCACGUUCCGGAAGGACCUGUACCUGUCCUCGCUACAAGUGUACCCGCCCCUCAAGGAGCAUCAGAAGCCCCUGACACGCCUCCAGGAGAGGUUGAUCAAGAAGCUGGGCCCCAACGCCUACCCCUUCUACUUCGAGCUGCCGCCAAAUGCUCCAGCCUCCGUCACACUGCAGCCCGCACCAGGGGAUACUGGGAAGGAGGAGCCUGAACAGAAAGGUGUUAAGAAACCAGAGCCAUGUGGUGUGGACUACGAGAUGAAGACAUUUGUAGCAGACUCAAUCGAGGAGAAGCCCCACAAGAGGAAUUCAGUUCGUUUAGCGAUCCGCAAGUUAACGUACGCUCCUGAGGAGCCGGCGCCGCAGCCAAAUGCAGAGGCUGUCAAAGACUUCAUGAUGAGUCCAGGGAACAUUAGACUAGAAGCGUCGCUGGACAAAGAGAAAUAUUACCAUGGAGAAGGACUAGCGAUCAAUGUUUUGGUGGACAAUAACACAAGUAAAACUGUCAAGAAAAUCAAAAUUUCAGUGCGGCAGUUUGCAGAUAUCUGUCUCUUCUCAACUGCACAGUACAAAUGCACCGUUGCUGAGCUGGAGAGCGAUAAUUCUAGGGAGGGCUUCCCAAUCCAGCCGAGCCAAACAGGCUUCUGCAAGGUGUAUCACUUAACCCCUUUAUUGUCAAACAACCGAGACAAGCGUGGUCUGGCACUGGACGGCAAGCUGAAGCAUGAGGACACAAACUUGGCCUCUUCUACAAUAAUGACGGACAGUAGUCAGAAAGAAAGUCUCGGCAUUGUGGUCUCCUACAGAGUCAAGGUCAAACUCAUCCUGGGAUUUGGAUCCGGGGACCUGUCGGUGGAGUUGCCAUUCACGUUGACGCACCCCAAGCCCCCAGAGUCCCCACCCCCAUCACGCCCCGCCAGUCUGGUGCCCGCGGAGGGAGGAGAUGCUCCGGUCGACACCAACCUCAUACAGCUCGACACAAAUGGAGAGGCAUUCUACGGCGACAAGGAUGACGACUUUAUUUUCGAAGACUUUGCUCGUCUUCGCCUCAAAGGACACGAAGGAGAUGAUACGGAGGCCUAACCAUCUCAGAAUUCUACUGAUUGCGUGAUUACAGCACCGAAUGUCAAGCUCAAGGGGGGAUAACCCAUGUCAAGUGAUGGAGUGGGCCUUUGGAGUUAUCUCCCUCCAGCUCCUAAAGCUAUAGUGUUUUUAUUGAAGACAGACCUAUUUAUGCUAAUAACUGUACAAGAAGAUGUUUGUGGAUGUUAGCUGUUCUAGCCUCACAUGGUGGCCAUCUUGUGCUGGCGGCCGACAACUGUUUCCUAAGCUUGUUGAAGUGCAUUUAUUAUAAUGGCAGAGUGAUAAGAUUCUUCCCUCCCAGCUAAAGUAUAACUUAUUAUAUAUUGCAUUGAACAUUGCAUAAGCUUUUCUAGGAUUUUUGUUCCUUUUUAUUUAAAGAAACACAACUUCGAGUUUAGUAUGAGCGAUGUAUUCCAAAUGUGUAAUAGAUCAUGAGUUGAAAGAAAUAUUUUAUGUCAAAUGGUGACAUGGACCCAAAAUUUACGCAGCAUCUCUGCCAAAAAUCGAAAUAAUGUGUUUGCUUUGCCAUUGUUGAAAAUGGUUAUUCACAGAAAAAUUAACAUACAAAUAAAAAACUGUUGUUAUAGCAAACCAUGUAGACCGUGAUAAAGGUCUCAUUGUGUUAUGUGCAGACAGGAUAAUAGUAUCCGUGCAGGUUAUUUAUAGAUAUGAAAUGUGUUCAAAAUCCAGAUAUUUUCCUACUUAAAGUUUUACCAAAAAGGGAAUUUCUGAACACCCUUUCACAAGAGACCACAUUUUAAGGUGUAUAUUUAUGUCCAAUGACAGAUCUGAAAACGGGUAAAUGUUCUGAUUGGAUAGGCAUCCAGCUCUUGGAUCAUUGUCUACCAAAGUAAACUGGCAUUCUGUUUUUGCGCUUUUACCUACUAUAAAUCUAACCAAACCAAUCUUUAUAGGCAGUAACGACUGCAAUAUAAUUAAUUAACAUUAAUUUGUCAAAAAUACUUAAGCUAAAUGGUCUUGAAAUAUAUUCCGAAUUUUUCAUUUCAUAUUAAUUUCUCACGAUUUCUGUUCCAUGUUUUGAUGUUGUUUGUUUAUAACGAAUAGAAUAAUACCUCUUGCUGCCUCACUCCGAAUGAAGUGGGUGGGAGUCGACUUUUUGUAUAACCCAUGCUUGUAUUGGCUAACGUGUAUCUUCAUUUCUUCAUGAUGAAAAUAAGCAUACCUGCAUGGAUGUGGUUUCAUUCGUUGGGUGUUGAUGUUGGUUGAAAUAGUUAAGGGGAGCUGGUCUGCGUCUCCACAGAAGAUGCAGCAUGAGCUCUCAAUUAAAUAUUGUCAACAAAAUUUGUACGUUUGAUAAUGUUUGUCAAGUACGCAAAUGGUUAGUGAGUGAAAACAGACUCACACGAGUUGUGUCCCUUUCUUCAGCUACGUGUCCCUGACCUUUGUCAAAAUGGUUACAGUAUGCUGCAGAUGGUACUGAUGAUGUAUUGAUGAUGAAGUGACAAGUCACGCCACGCCAUCCAUCUUCAAAGACUGAUUCCUAUUGGUAUUUAGCUGUGUUGGCCAUGAUGUUAAAAUGAUUUGUGACAAUUUGAUCAAAUCUUUGUCAUUUUAGGGUAAAAUUUGAUUGCUUGACAAAAUUAGCAGGAUUCCCUUGAAAUUACUGGUGUGUACAAAAUGUCAUCUGGUUAUUCGUCAAGUUUAUUUAUUUUAUACUUGUUUUAUUGUUUGUAAUGGAACCAUGUCCGAUCAGUUGUUAUAGUUUGUUUAUGUCUUGUUGAAGGUUGUUUUGUGGGUUAGGAGAAAGAAUCUGAAACACUAACUAGAAUGUUUUUUCACAAACGUAUGAACAUUUGUAUGUCUUUGUAAGGUUGACCUACGUCAGAACACUUAGGAGAAGAUGGUUAUGUGACUGAACGUCAUUAUUGAUUACAAGAGUCAAAAGUCGGAUACUUUACGCAAUGAUCCAUUGUGGUCCGGUAAAGGUUUGAUAAAUCGUGGAUCUUUUAAAUUGGCCUGGUUUGACACAGACCCGACUUGAUUAUUUGUUGGUUUACGGAUAUUUUUGUGAUAAUUCAUGGUCAGUAAGUGGGGGAAAAUUUAAAAAGACCUUUCAUUUCAAUUUAUGUCUAUCAAGAAGUAUUUGAAUAUGUUGCUAGUGUGCAGUAUUUAUAAAGCCAGUCUCAUUGGGAUUGUGGUUUAACGUCUUUGAAAAACAAAGUUUUGUGCUAAAUAUGUUUGAAGUCAGCUGUAUAAAAACAAUAGAACUUUUCAGAUUUGAUUUAUUUUAAUUUUAUGUUUUUAAGGGUCAUGGAUCUGAAAACCAAUUUGUGCAAAAUAAUGCUAAUGCUGUAAUGUCUGUCUUGGUCCGUAUCAUGGCAGCUGGUAUGUUAUGACUAGUUAUGGCCAAAUUUGAAACUUGGACUCACAACAUUAAUCGCCACAAAAGAGUAAUCUUUUAUCAUUCAGUCAGUUAUUUUUCCCCAAGUGUGGAUACAUAAUUAUUUUUGAAUGACAUUGUUUUGGAAGCGUGAAUGAUUUGAGAAUACAAAGAAACACAAUGUCUUGCUCAUGAUGACUCAACAAACAGUGCUGGCCAGUGAAUUAAGUCGAAAUGUCCAUUGUAUUUUCAUUACUUGUAUUGAAAAUUUUCCUCAAACUAAUUGCGUUUUUAGUGAAUAAAACCAGUGGAUCGUAACGAUUGAUAUUAAAGCGAAGAGAUAGACUUUGCACGGAUUGAGUGUGAAUAUAUUUCGGGGACAAACUUUCUUUAUACCUGACUAGUUCAAUGUACUCUUGUCAUCAUUCUGAAUGGUUCGACUUUGAUAUAAAAAAAAACCUUGUAUGAAUUCUGUAAAAAACGUUCUGAAAGCUAUCCCCAUUUCUCGAUGUGCUUUUUUGUGUUCUGUUUAUCACCGCAGGUUCUCAGAUAUGGAGACAAGUGCAAUGACAUGUGAAACAUUGUUACACUAAAUUGUGGCAAUGUUUCCAAUCAAGGUACCUUUUAUUGAAUAAAUAUUGUUAGACUUUGUGA
Haliotis rufescens (red abalone) is the source of this 4908-nucleotide messenger RNA. RefSeq names its product arrestin red cell-like. The record is from RefSeq and is a predicted model, not a curated record. Bases 564 to 1913 code for a protein of 449 amino acids. Lineage: Eukaryota; Metazoa; Mollusca; Gastropoda; Lepetellida; Haliotidae. Gene Ontology annotation, cellular component: cytoplasm. The transcript is spliced from 14 exons. Gene Ontology annotation, biological process: G protein-coupled receptor internalization; signal transduction. Gene Ontology annotation, molecular function: G protein-coupled receptor binding.